CACUGAUGAUCAGUGUGCCCUGAUGAUCAGUGUAGCCCCAGCACUGCCACCUGUCAGUGUCCAUCGCUGUCAGUGCUCAUCAGUGCCCUGCCUACCAGUGCACAUCAAUGCCACAUAUUAGUGCCCAUCUGAGCUGCCUUUCAGUGUCACCAUUCAGGGCCAGUCAGUGCCACCUAUCAGUGCCAUAUAUCAGUGCUGCCUUUCAGUGCCCAUCAUUGAUGCCUGUCAAUGCCUAUCAGUGCCACCUACCAGUGCCUCCUCAUCAUUGUCCAUCAGUGCCACCUAUCGGUUGUCCAUCACUGCAGCCUCAUUAACGCACAUCAGUGAAGGAGAAAAAUCACUUAUUUACAAAAUUUUAUAAAAACUAUGAAAAAAAUUUUUU
Molecule: messenger RNA, 382 nt
Organism: Staurois parvus
Lineage: Eukaryota; Metazoa; Chordata; Amphibia; Anura; Ranidae
Source: the annotation of a GenBank genome assembly